AUGCAACCAACACGAUUACCGUUUAUAAUUGGUGUGGCCGGUGGUACUGCGUCGGGCAAGAUUAAACUUAAGUCAUCAGUAUGUGCACGUAUUAUUGAACGUUUGGGAAAGGAGCACAAAAGGAGGGUGGUUGCGAUAUCUCAAGAUUCAUUUUAUCGUGAUCUCACCGAGGAAGAAGGUCUUCGGGCUAAACGUGGUGAUUUCAAUUUUGAUCACCCAGAUGCGUUCGAACAUACUCUGAUGCUGUCGCUCCUCAACAAAUUACGUAAAGGUGAAGCUGUCAAAGUACCGAAGUAUGACUUUGUUCAAAACACUAGAGUGAAAGAUGAAUACACGUUGAUCGAGCCAGCCGAUGUGAUUUUGGUUGAAGGAAUCUUAAUAUUCUAUGAGAAAUCACUACGAAAACUUUUCGAUAUGAAACUAUUCGUUGACGCGGAUUCAGAUGAUCGCCUAGCGCGUAGAUUGAUGCGAGAUACAUGCGAACGAGGUCGAAGUCUUAAACAGGCUGGUUUAUUUUCGUUCGUGUUACAUCAAUAUCUACAUUCAGUGAAGCCAGCGUUCGAAGAGUUUUGUUUACCGACGAAGAAGUAUGCUGAUGUGGUGAUCCCGAGGGGUGUAGAUAACGAAGUGGCAAUUGAUUUGAUAUUGCAUCAUAUUCAUGAGAUCUUACGAUCACCGCAUUCGUCGGUCGAUGGCCUGGAUGAUCAUUUGUCAACAACUGAUCAAGAUUCGUGUAGUUUGAGUGGUGGUGUGGGCGAUAAUGAACGUUGCUCGUCUUCAAUUUCAACGAGACCACACUAA
Messenger RNA from Anisakis simplex (herring worm), 801 nucleotides. The record is from the annotation of a GenBank genome assembly. Lineage: Eukaryota; Metazoa; Nematoda; Chromadorea; Rhabditida; Anisakidae.